AUGGCGUCUACCCAAGCAGUCAAAGCAGAGCAGCCUCCUGCCAACGCAAGUAGUCCUGAUGCUCCAUUAUCUACAUCAGAAGAACAAGAUUCGAAUGACACGGCGAGGGAACCAUUUACAAAGGCUGUGGCGCUGCUGUGUGAGUUCCUUAAGCCAUACUUACCAGUGCAGAGGGAAUCAGGCAGAAACGUCUUUGAAGGCGCAGAGUUGGUGGAGCACGAACUGGAGGGAAAACCAUUCAACUACCUUGGCCACAUCGUUAUGGCCACUGAACUUUUGAAGUCAUGGGAGCGGCAUGUCGAAGACGGGCUGAAGCAAAGGAUAGAAUCACUUAAUGGAGUCCGAUCGAAUAGCCAGGUAAUCGCGCGGACUAAAAAGGCAUCAACCACCAAGCAACUUAUCAAGGCAACCCUUCCACGCCAGCCGCCAAGUCAACCACUUGCGCACGCUUUGACGCUUCCGAAGAAGGAUCGAAAGCUUGAGAAGUUCGUCGUCGUUGGUGGCGGCAUGGUCUUCAUUCAUGAGAAGUAUUUACGCCGGAUUGAGCUCGAAAAUCUUUUGUAUCGCAAACAUCUCGAAAAAUUGGAAUUAGAACUCAGCAUCAAAGUGGCGCGUGACAUUGAGAAGGAAUUACUUGUUGGGCAACGUUUCUCGAACGUCAAGUCUGGAAGGAAGCAGCAGAACUUUGUACAAUCCGGGGUCAAGACUUCGUCCCUGCAUGGUAUUCCGCCCAAUGGAAAGCCUCAGAUCAGUCCAAAACGCAAGGUCCAGGCUGGCGUGAGCCCGCAGAAGGGACCCAAACGGCAAAGGGCAAAUGGCGCAGAAGAUUCGUACACACUUUCGAUGGAGAAAUCAGAAACAUCUGGCCCGGGAUCCGUCGGUCCUCUGGUUCAAGGCGGGACAAGCUUCAGCCCCAUGAACUGCUCUACGCAGCAGGGAGAUGUAAUUGCCAAAAGCUCUGUGAUAGUCGAUCUUACUUUGGACGAUGAGACUGGUAACACGUCAGAUAACAGCUGA
Bacidia gigantensis is the source of this 1017-nucleotide messenger RNA. RefSeq lists its product as uncharacterized. Bases 1 to 1017 code for a protein of 338 amino acids. The transcript is spliced from 2 exons. The record is from RefSeq and is a predicted model, not a curated record. Lineage: Eukaryota; Fungi; Ascomycota; Lecanoromycetes; Lecanorales; Ramalinaceae.